Molecule: messenger RNA, 1377 nt
Organism: Thelazia callipaeda (thelaziosis nematode)
Lineage: Eukaryota; Metazoa; Nematoda; Chromadorea; Rhabditida; Thelaziidae
Source: the annotation of a GenBank genome assembly
UAUGGUGAGUGUCGAUUGAUGCUCAUGUCAUACGUGGAUCACAUCCGACAAGAGACGGUAUGGGAUGUUGUUGUUUCAUUUCAUACCUCUGAUCAUUUUGUGCAGCGAUCAGUUGUUAAUCUGUAUUCAACCUUAAAAUUAUGGAAAACACAUUUCUUUGAAAAACUUUUGUUACGGACUUUACAGAGCGCGGGGUCUCAAGAAAUCCCUAAUGGACUCGUGGAAGAUUUUAGAACAGCAUUAGAUAUACUGGCUCAGGCUGCACCUACUUCUAGUGUAACAUCCAUUGAAGCAGGAAGUAGAAUUGAUCGUGCAGAUACGGUUAUUCUUAUGGAUGAAGAUAGUUCUUCUGGUGGUUCUAGGCACAGGCUUACGCCAAAUAGUAACGGCAAUCAAUUCGAAAGAUCCAGAACUGACUCAUCUAUUAAUCAAGGAGAUCACACUUCUACAAAUGGUGGUACAGCAAAUCUUCAAAGAGAACUAAGCCGUCUUCGUGAUUUCAUUCAGAGUGCUGAAUUGCAGAGGUUUUCGGUUCUGUUACUCAACACUGUGCCAUUUGUCAUCAUUUUGCUUUCUAAAACUGUCAUUGAUGGAUUUUAUUCAUUGCUCACCCUUUUAUCCGCAUUUAUUUCCUUUCAUGUUGCAAACAGCACUUUUCUAGCUUCCAGAAGGGAGAAGCGUUACUUUAAUCUAUUGCAGUCCUUCGCAUCUUCCUUUUUGUUUUUCAAUUUUCACUCAUUUUUUUACGGAUUGGAUUCAGUUUAUCUACCAUUAACAUUUAUGUCACAUCUCAUAAAACCUGUCACUUUCUUCAGCACAUUACAUGUUGUCUUGGUCAAUGAUUUUGCUGUAAAAAUUAUAACAGUCGAGUUAAAAGCUGGACUUACUCUUUUGCCGGUAAAAAUAAUUGGCGAUAGACGUUUGCGUCGACUUUUUCAAUGGCUUGAAUAUACCAGUCAAUUCUAUCGCUAUAUUUUGCCUAUUCCACAUUGGAUGCGUUAUCUUAGCUAUUCACAAUUCUCUACUCCAUUGACUUCUUUUAGCGAUCAUUUUUUUGCUGUAAUAUACAUACUCUAUAAAGCAUGCUUAAUACACAUAAUUGGCAAACGUUGGUUUGAGAGCACGAAGCGUAUUUUUCGUUUAGCUUCUAUUGGCUUCAAUAUAUCAAUGAAAAGUGAAGAAUCAAUGCAGUGCACGAUUUGCUUUAAUGAUUUGUGCAGUCCAAUGAAGCUUUCUUGUGGUCAUAUUUUUUGUGAAGAAUGUAUCAGCAUUUGGUUAGACAGUGAACAUACCUGCCCAAUGUGCCGAGCAACAGUUGCCCAAGAAGAUAAUAUGUGGAAAAGUGGAGAGACUACAUAUUCCCCGCAGUUGUGCUAG